AAUUUUUUUAAAAAAAUGGUGGAUUUCCUAAUUACCAUUACAAUGAUAGGUGUCGUAUCAUGGGCUUUGAUAUUUAUGGUCACAAGAAGAAUUUUUUCGAAACGUUCAUUCGAAUUCAGCAACAGGUUGGUCUCAACACUUCAUGCCAUAGUCAGUGUCUCUUUGGCAUCUCUCUCUGUUCAAGAUUGGGGUUGCCCUCUUUGUCCCUUGGCUUCAAAAUCAUCUCCUCAACAGAUGAAGACUUUGGCGUUUACGUUGUCGUACAUGAUCUACGAUCUGAUAUGUUGUCAAUUCGAUAAGCGAGUCGUUCUUGAUAAUGUUGUUCAUCAUUUGGUUACCAUUGUUGGCAUUGUCUCUGGACUUUCCUACCAAAGGUGUGGAACAGAGAUGGUGGCUGCGUUAUGGAUAACAGAGAUAUCGAGUCCAUUUCUCCAUCUCAGAGAGCUUCUCAAAGAGUUUGGUUACAGAGACACUUGCCUCAAUCUUGCUGCCGACGUGUGUUUUGCAAUAAUCUUCUCAUUAGCGAGAAUGGUGGGAGGGCCUUGUCUCACUUACGCGACUCUAUCAUCUCCUAAUCCCUUCCUCAUCAAGGCAAUGGCAUUGGGCUUACAGCUGGUGAGCGCGUUUUGGUUCUACAAAAUCCUAAAGAUGAUGAAACAUAAACUCAAGAAAAGAUCCCACUUCAGACCACAAACCAAGUCAAACUAAUUGUACAACAAAUAUUGUGAUCUCAAUAUAUAUAUAUAAAUAAA
Molecule: messenger RNA, 752 nt
Organism: Tarenaya hassleriana
Lineage: Eukaryota; Viridiplantae; Streptophyta; Magnoliopsida; Brassicales; Cleomaceae
Product: transmembrane protein 136-like
Exons: 5
Coding region: 16-708 (230 amino acids)
Cellular component (GO): membrane
Source: RefSeq, a predicted model, not a curated record